Molecule: messenger RNA, 831 nt
Organism: Punctularia strigosozonata HHB-11173 SS5
Lineage: Eukaryota; Fungi; Basidiomycota; Agaricomycetes; Corticiales; Punctulariaceae
Exons: 8
Source: RefSeq, a predicted model, not a curated record
AUGCUAGCGAAGUCGAUCUAUCCAACACUUUCUGUCCUCUUCAUCGUACUCCCUACCCUUGCGAGUUCUUUCCAGCUGCGCAACCCAUUUGCGACGGAAGAGAGGAAUAUCUGCGAACGCGAGUCAGAGGUCGAGGAACACAAGGAUAUCGCACCUGUAUGGAAUUUACACGCAAGGGAUGACCCUGCAGUCUCGACUCCGAACGCGACGGUUGCGGUUGGCCCUGUUAACGCCGGAGUUGGAAAUGUGAAUGUGACCAUAGGCAACGUCACCGUCUCCGCUGGUAACAUCGACAUCGAGAACAUCAAGAUCGGCAACAUUUCGGUCAUUGUAUCCGUCGCCUUCUCUGGUGUUGGCACGUCUGUGACUGGCAUAUCGAGCCCUGCAACCUCUAUUGCUAGCUCGACCUCUGGUCCCACCACUAUUACUGGCAGCUCGCUUACUAGCACUACAACAUCGUCUGUAGCUUCAGAUUUGUCGGCAUCGGACACUUCCAUUGUGACCGCAACUCCGACACCGAGGAGACGUCGCUCAGGCUCUGAUGUGGCUGCUCAUGUUGGAUACAAGCGUCAGGCUUCGUCAUCGGACACGCCAUCUUCUACAUCGGAAGCCUUGACAACUAUCACGCCUGCUACAUCCACGUCCUCUGGAUCUGCUCCUUCCCCCACCGUAUCAGGGGGGGAUGUAUCCGUCGGCACCGGCUCAAUAGGCGCGAGCGUAGGGAACAUAACGGUUUCAGUUGGGAAUAUCAAUAUCUCCCUUGGAAACGUCAACUUGACCAAUGUAACAAUUGGGAACAUCCUCGUCCUUGUACAACUAGGGGAUGCAAAU